Molecule: messenger RNA, 3934 nt
Organism: Perca flavescens (yellow perch)
Lineage: Eukaryota; Metazoa; Chordata; Actinopteri; Perciformes; Percidae
Gene: sanbr
Product: SANT and BTB domain regulator of CSR
Exons: 21
Coding region: 989-3124 (711 amino acids)
Source: RefSeq, a predicted model, not a curated record
AAAAGGUCUAUAAAGUAGGUUUAAUGAGUACGAGCACGGUUUUCACAUCAGUAACAUCUCAAAAGUUACGAGCAAAACGUAAGGCCAAAAGAGCUUAUUUGGUUUAGUUUUAGGUUUUAAUGGGGUAAAAUUAUUUUUAGUAUUUUUUUUUUUUUCAGGUAACUUAAUUUAGUUUUAUAAAAAGUAGGACUGACGGCAGAAACAUUUCAGCCGCUGUCUCUAAGCAACAGGACGCCUAACCUGCUGCAGUGCGACAACUGGGACGAGUCAGCAGAUACCGACGGCAUUUUUACCAACAGUUUUUAUUUCUCCACAUUAUUUUAGCACCUGUCCGCUGAGUUUGCCUUUUCACAGCGCAGCCUGUCGAUAUCAUUUUUCUGUGCUGCUGGGCUUAAAAGUUUACCAGCGAAGAUGUUAAGUAGCCACUCAACUUUAGCUAGCUAGCUGAUAUGCUUGCAGCUUGAAGCUAAUGAUGCCUUCAUGGACUGUAGCUAGUUGUAGGUGCAGUUGGGCUUAAUAUUGACCUUGGACAUAUUAGGCCUUUAAUUGCUAAAGGCUUGACCGCAUAACGUGAGCUACUUCACUCAGACGACCAAGCAAGACUUGCCUACUUCGAUUAAAGUAAGCACAUUUGUUAAUGGGACGUUUUACCGUACAAGUUAUCCUGACAUUGCAACAUAACGUAUAAUGUCUAAUUUGAAGAAAAUCGCAACACCCACCAACAACGGGGCAAUACUAUGCGGCUGACUCACGUAUAUCUAAGGGAUGACUGCAUCACUGGUGUCGUGUCGAGUGGUUAGUUAGAAGUUCCUGAAGUACCUGAAGGCAGCAGAUACUGUCUCUCAAAGCUAGCAUUAGCAAUAGCUGCAGUUAGCCGGUAGGGAGGACCGCAGCAUCAGCAUCAUCCCUACACAAUGACAUAAAACGGGCACCAACUUGGUUGACUGUACGAGACGACGGAGAGGAACAACUCCGACACCAGAGAAAAAUGAGCCGCUUCUGCUCGGACAACAACAACUUUCCCUAUGACAACAACGUCCUGGUUUUGGACAUGGUGCUGGGCUCUCUGUGGGGAGUGCCCCAGCCCAUAAACUGGGACAAUGUAGCCAAGCUAGUUCCAGGAUUCACUCCCAAGGAGUGUGCCCAACGAUUUGAGGAGCUGAAGAGCACAGGGGGAUUUCCUCAUGUGGACAACCAAUGUAAUGCCCUGACAGAAGGAAGCCCCUCCCCUUCAGACGGCCUGACCACACUGCUGGACACUGGGGAGGUGUUGGAGACAGGAAGCAGCCAGAGCAGCAGCAAAGUUACAGCAGGCUCCAAAUCGACGCCCACAAGAAGGGUCGGUGCUGUGGAGAAGAAAGAGAGAAGGGUCUCCGCAGAGGAGGAUGACAAACCUCAGAAGCCACGAGAUCCCAACAUGGUUAUCCACGUGUGUGACGAGACCAAGAAUCUGAAGCAGGACUUCACAUGUCCCAGAGAGCUUCUGGUUAAAGAGAUGCAUUACUUUGCCGAGUAUUUGUCUGUGGACCCGCAGAGGUGGGAGGAGGUGGACAUCUCCGUUCACUGUGACGUACAGAUCUUCGACUGGCUCAUGAACUACGUCAGGAGGAACUCUGCAGGGGAGGGAAACAAGGACAAACCCCGCCUCGAGCCCAGCAAUGUGAUCUCAAUCCUGAUCUCCUCCGAGUUCUUGAAGAUGGAUACGUUAGUGGAGGAGUGCAUCCAGUACUGCCACAAACACAUGAGCGCCAUUGUGGCUACGCCCUGCAACAUGAACUGCAUCAACAGCAACUUAGCGACGCGCAUCGCUGAACUCUUCAACCACAACGAGGCAGACGACAUCAGGGACAAAAAAGACAAGUUCAAAAGCAAGUUGUUUCAGAAGAAAAUUGAGCGUCUCUUCAAUCCCAACUACCAGAGCAGAGAUUCACCAGGAAACGCCUCGACUCUCUACAGGUGUGGUCUGUGCCAUAAGCUGCUGACCAAAGACACAGAGAGGAAGAUUUCUUGUGUUCCAGGGAAAAUCAACAUAGAUGCUCGCGGAGAGAUCAUUUAUACACACACUAGACAGAAGAGCUGGGAUGUACAUGAGUACAUCACGGGUCUGUAUGAGGAACUCAAGUCCUGGGUCCUGGUCUACUGGAGAAUCUGGGGUACCAUCAACUACCUCACUUGCUUCCGAUGCCAACAGCUGUUUGUGUGUGCAGAGCUAACCCAUUGCAAGUACCACCAAGACAGUGUGCUGUACCCUGGCAUGGGUACUGAGAAAGGCUGGCAUGGUGCAGGAAUCUACCCCUGCUGCAAUCAGAGGGUUCUCCGCUUUGACCCCUCUGGUAUGCCCAAGGGCUGUAAGAUGCGAGACCACAUAGUGAACGUACCUGAUGAAGAGAACUGUGACGAGGUAACCUCAGCCCAGACCAGAGUCCUAAAUGACCUGCUGCUGCACAGAGACGCUGUGUGUUUGUCCAACACACCACCUGCAGACGGUACUGAGGAGAGUCCCUCCAGUGCAGAAAAGGUUCCGGACUGUGAUGUUCUCUUGGAGCCAACACUGCUCGGCCCUCUGAGAGGAGACGGCAGCACUUUUUCCUUUUUGAAAAACUGGAGUCUGCAAUUGAGGCAGCAGUCUCUCUUGUCGGAGGAUGAGGAGUACACCACGGGGUCAGAGGUCACUGAGGAUGAGGUGGGGGAUGAAGAGGAGCAGUCCAAGAAACAAGCUGCUAAGAAGGCCAAGAAGGCCCACAGACCUCUGAAAAAACAAACGUCCUCUCCAAACUUCCAGCGCAAAGACAAAGCAGAGAAACCCCAGUCCAGGGACAACACACCUUUCAUAGUGAGUGUCCAGAAAAAUAAGUGGGACAGUUCUCGCUCCAUGCGAUACAACCAGGACGCUCAGAGGGAAGAAGACCAGCGCCGCAUGGUGGAGGUCAUCGGCUACCUGACUAAGAUGAGGUUUGGAGACCAGGAGCAGAGCAAAUCUAAGGAUUCCAAAGAGCCUACAGGAGGAAUCUACUCCAGACUCGAAGCGCAAUUUAAGAGUGCCUCUCAAGCCAGACAGAGUUCAGAAAAGACACCCAGGUCUAAAAUACGCUAUGCUCAGAUCCGGACAACAGAAAGGACUUGAUGGGGAAAAGGCCACUGAGCCGUCAAAGAAACGAAUAUGAACACUGAUGAAGAGCUCCUCAAGACCCGUCAGUACAAGAGGAAGAGGCGAGAUCCUUCUGUGAGGGCUCAGUAUAACAAAACAACCUCCUACUGGCAGCCCCUCUAGCACGGCCACUACUUAUAACCCAGCUGUGGACUCUCUCCCCACCCCUUGGUAGUCCUGUUCCCUCCCUCUGUGCUUAACUCAGGUGACUAUGUAUCGAUCACCAUCAACUGCACCCUCUGUCACUCAGCUAGCUACUUAUUUGUGGUCCGUUCUUGAAAACAAGAUCUCUGGAUCCGGCUUAGCUCAUAGGAAAGGCACUUGAACUGAACAACCUCUCAGUAUGUCUUUAGGAUUUAGUUUUGGAGCUAGACAAGUUUGGGAUUUCUACAACACGAGAAAAGCUAGUUGUCAUUUUACCUGAAGAUCUGUAUUAUUUGGGUCCAGUAAAUCCCACAUGCAUGGAAGACUAAAAAAAACUAGUUUCAGAGAGAGAUAAGUGAUGCUAAAGGCCGGAUAGGAAAUGAAAAGUUCACUGCUUCAACACAGUUCAACUUGUUUUGGUUAAACUGCCGAUCACCGUACAUCAAUACAUUAAACGAACUCUGUAUUAGCAUCGCUGGUCUUCUGUGGUGAAGCCCAGCCGUCUGGGUGAGACAGAUGCUACAGUUAUUUACAAAUGCCCCCCCCUCCCAGUUCUGGUAGACAUAUAGGUCAUUCCCAUCUGUAUUGGAAUGUGACUGCACUGUACAACACUGGGACCAAUAAAACAUGAAUGACACUGAA